AUGCGUAAUACGAUAAAUCUUUCUCAACUUGCAGUAGGUGUUGUCAAGAAAAGUAUGAUCUAGCAAGCUGCUGAUGUAGUAGGAAGCUAAUUUUACAAAAAGGAACCUGUUUUAUUUCGAUUAAAUGAAGACGAAUCAAAAGAAACUUUCCAUAAAAUGAUGAGUAGACACUAUGAAACGUCUAGUGCUAUAUACAAUAGAAUCACUAAUGAAAUAUAUGGAUGUACUUUGGCAUGUGAUCUAGUGGCAGAUAUUGAAGAUUAAACAUAAUAUCCAGAAAAAAUUGACCCUAUUUGUUAGCUCAUGGAUUAAAUUGCUCCUAUGUACUAUGAAGCUAUAGGGCUUUCUUAAGAAGAAGUAAAACUUAAUAUGAUACAUUACUAGCUUUUUACAGGUGUAAAACCGGAAAUGAGAGGUAUGAGAUUAGCUUAAAAAUUACUCACUCACAACACUUCUCUUGCCAAGAUUAUGGGAUUUCAGCAUAUUAGAGGUGACUUUUCUAGCCACCUAAGCUUGAAUGUAGGAUUAAAAAUAGGAUACAAGUAUUUAUUUGAUAUUAAAUAUGCAGAAAUUGAAGUAAAUGCUAAACCUAAACGCUAUUGGAGAGAAGUCCCUCAGCUUUUCAAUGAAGAAAGACUCUAUGUAGGAAAUAUCUUUUUAGAUGAGUUUUAACUUUGCCUAAAUAGGGACGAAAAUAUUAAUGGAAUUUAAGGAUAAAAUCUUUUAUUACAUUGA
Tetrahymena thermophila SB210 is the source of this 735-nucleotide messenger RNA. RefSeq lists its product as hypothetical. The transcript has a single exon. The record is from RefSeq and is a predicted model, not a curated record. NCBI's taxonomy places the organism in Eukaryota, Ciliophora, Oligohymenophorea, Hymenostomatida, Tetrahymenidae.